AUGGCGGCUUCUACCUCUUCUUCUUCGUCUGUUGUAGGAUUGAUCCCGACACGGCCGCUAGUAUUCAUCGAUUUCAAGCAGGAAGACGUGGGCAAAAGCCUUAUAAGCUUUCUCGAGCCUGUCCUCAAAAACGAGAAUGUAAAUGUCUUAAUAGACGAAGAAGAGGUAAGAGACAGAGAUCUAGGGAGUUUGUUACAAAGAAUCCAGGACUCGAGAAUAUCACUAGCGAUCUUCACGGAGUCAAAAUAUGGUUUUGAUGAGCUACCAAAGAUCAAAGAACCCGUCGUUGAAGAGAUGCCUAUAUUAUGCAAGAUGGACGUGAUUUCCUUUAAGAAGCUUAAUGGAGACUUGGCUGAUCUCCUAAACAGCGAAAAGUCCAAGAAAGAUCACAUAAAAUCUGCCGUGGAGGAAUUGAGUAGAUUGCUGGUGAAUAUUUCCGCCGGAGUAAACAAAAAAGGAGAAGCAGAUAGCAAAUGUAUCAUGGUUCCUGCUAGGAAACUCGAGAUUAGUCAUUCCGAGAAACUAAGAAACUGGACAUGGAGUUCUAUCUACGAGGCACCAAAUGAAGCUGCCAUAGAAAUUGCGAUGUUGAAUGAAGUUUACUGGCUACACAUAUCUGGAAAUUUUCACACAAGAAAUCUGACACCGGGGACAAAUUACGAGGUUGUGUUUCUGGUGAGCUUAGAUGAUACAUCUUCAGGAUGGGAGAAGCCGGUGAACCUGAGCCUAAAGAUAGUUGAUCCGAAUGGAAAAGAGAGUUUGCAGGAGAGGACAACGAGUUUGGAAGACCACAUAGGCGAAAACUGGGUGGAUAUCCAGGCUGGAAUUUUGGUGGCACCGCCUAGGAAGGCGGCUGCAAAGAUGACUUUCACUAUGUAUCAGUACGUGACUGAUGACCGGAAGAGCGGCCUCGUUGUCAAAGGUGUUGCGAUUCGUCCCAUGCAGUAA
This is a messenger RNA of Microthlaspi erraticum, 948 nucleotides long. NCBI's taxonomy places the organism in Eukaryota, Viridiplantae, Streptophyta, Magnoliopsida, Brassicales, Brassicaceae. The record is from the annotation of a GenBank genome assembly.